GAGAGAGAGAGAGAGAGAGAGAGAGAGGAGAUGAGAAAGUGGGGGGGAGGGGGUCUUGACGUCAUUCGUGUUUUUAGCGGUCUACACGGUUUCCACAAACACACUUUGCUCGUACUGUCCUCAAAUCUGUAUGGUCAAUGCUUUCCCUCAUGUUCGCGGAAAGCCUCUGUUUUCCCCAAGACGAGGAACCUUUUGCAUGAAGUUUUCAUUAAUGUGAAGAAAAAGGUAGGGAUUGGUUGAUUUUCUCUCUUGCGAUCUUAACAUUUUAUUUCUCACUAUUGCGUUUGAUUUUCAUAGAUGCGCAACUUUGCUGUAGUAGGGAAGAGUUUCCUUUCAGCACCAUGGAUAGCACCAUAGUUCUUUAGCGCGUUCUGUAGAAUAUGAUUCAACUAUUUAUUUAUUUUUUAUUUUAUUUUAUUUUAUUUAUUUAUUUUUACAUUCGAACUGGUCCAAUAUAUUGUUUUAACAGUUUCGUAACACGUAUUAGCGAGCCCUUGUUUAUGGCGUCUGACUUUUGCACAUUUAAAACCUUUGGCUUCAUGUUGCAUUAAAAGUUUUGGUCUGUUUCUUGAUGUCUAACAUGCAGCUAUCUCUCUUCAGGGCGAUCACUGUAAAGAUGAACGAGAGCGCAACAGCAAACGAGAGCGUGGCGGGAUUUCCCAUGGCCUCGUGGGUGGAAGCCGGAGCCUUCAGCGGAAACAGCAGCCUGGCGCUCUCCUCAUCCUCCUUGUUUCUCGACUUUCCCAUAAACCCAUGGGACAUUAUGCUGUGCCUCUCCGGCACUGUGAUCGCAUGUGAGAACGCCAUCGUGGUGGCGAUCAUCUUCUACACGCCGACUCUGCGCACCCCGAUGUUCGUGCUGAUCGGCAGCCUUGCGACUGCCGACCUGCUCGCGGGAGUGGGACUGAUAUUGAACUUUGCGUUCCAGUACUUGAUCUCGUCGGAGACGGUCAGCCUGAUCACGGUCGGUUUCCUCGUAGCUUCAUUCACAGCUUCGAUCAGCAGCCUGCUGGCCAUCACUGUGGACCGCUACUUCUCUCUGUACAACGCGCUCACCUACCUAUCGGAGAGAACGUUGCACUGCGUGCACUUGAUGCUCCUGGGCGCGUGGGGAGCAUCGCUGGGUCUCGGCAUUUUGCCCGUGCUCGGCUGGAACUGCGUGCAUGACACGGCUUCCUGCAGCGUCGUGCCGCCGAUCACGCGCACCAACGUGGCACUGCUCGCCGUGGCCUUCUUCACCAUUUUCCUCCUCAUGCUCGGCCUCUACUGCAAGAUCUGCAAGAUCAUGUGCCGUCACGCGCACCAGAUAGCGCUUCAGCGCCACUUCCUCGCGCCUUCGCACUACGCCGCCACCAAGAAAGGCGUCUCCACGCUCGCCAUCGUCCUGGGCACGUUUGGCGCGAGCUGGCUGCCCUUCGCCAUCUACUGCUUGGUGGGCGAGCGCGAUGACCCGGCCGUGUACACCUACGCCACGCUACUUCCGGCCACCUACAACUCCAUGAUCAACCCGAUCAUCUACGCGUACCGCAACACUGAGAUCCAGCGCUCGCUCUAUGUGCUUUUCUGCGGCAGUGCGCGCACCGACGUGUCCUAUCGUUCCAGAUCACCGAGCGAGGUCUAGGUGCGACACUGAUUUUCCCUUAAAACUCACUUCACCUUGACU
Messenger RNA from Ictalurus furcatus (blue catfish), 1663 nucleotides. Its product is annotated as G-protein coupled receptor 6. Gene Ontology annotation, cellular component: membrane. The record is from RefSeq and is a predicted model, not a curated record. The transcript has a single exon. Bases 572 to 1621 code for a protein of 349 amino acids. Lineage: Eukaryota; Metazoa; Chordata; Actinopteri; Siluriformes; Ictaluridae. Gene Ontology annotation, biological process: G protein-coupled receptor signaling pathway. Gene Ontology annotation, molecular function: sphingosine-1-phosphate receptor activity.